CGAUCUCAGUUUCCCAUCUCUCUCUCGACGCGAAAGCUCCUUUUGCUGCCGGCGCUUUUGACAUAGUGUAGGUGUACGUAUGUGAAUGUGAGUGUCGUGUUCUCUCUCUCUUUCUCUUUCUCUCUCUCUCUCUCUCUCUCUCUUUCUCUCUUUCUCUUCGCCGAUCGAAAAUUAUGAUUCGACGAGGUGACUCCGCAAGGUGAUCGAAUCAGUCGCGCGAUCGGUUCCCGAGGACUCGUCGCGUUUCUCCUCGACUACGUUCGUGUUUACAAACGAUUUCAAAAGUUAUUAUCAUUUCUUUUGAAUUUUUCCCGAGGGAUUGAUAAGAUUAAUUGAUCUACUUCGAGUGGAUUGACCGACAGGCAGGUUAACGACACCGAUGAUCGUGGCUUCUCGUAAUAAUUCUCGAAGAAGGAAUUAAAAAAAAAAAAAGAAAAAAAAAAAAAAAAAAGAAAAAAAGAAAAGAAAAGAAAAGUAAACAAACGACGAACGUCGUAUUGAUCGGUGAAUCAAUCGAAAAGAUUCGAGCGGGAAAUUUAAUUUUCUCGACAAAAAUUCGACAAAAAAUCACGCGUAUGUUUUUUCUCGAGUGAUAACGCACGAUAAGGCUCGAAAUGAGGAUCGAUUGAAAGAAAUAAAAAAAAAAAGAAAAAUAAAUAAAUAAAUAAAUAAAUAAAUAAAAAUAAAAAAAAAUAAGCAAAAAACGAAACGAAAAGGAAGAAAGAAAAAAAGAAAGAAAGACGAACGGAGAAAGAAAGAAAUCUCUCGAGUUCGGAUUUUUGAAGUGCCGUCGCGACGGUGGAGGAUAAAGAGGUAAAUCGGCUUGGAAAGAGGUACGACGAAGCUGCAACUGUGGAGGGUCUUUCCGUUUACUGGGAGGAUUUCGUCGAGCAGCAUCGUGUAAAUGCAGCUACGGCGGCGAACAUCUUUAUGAACUACUCCGCACAAGACAGGACCAGAAUGGUUUCGCACGUCAUUCCUGUCUCCGGGGAGCUGCAACAGGGUAACGGUAGCCUAGGUACUGCAGGACUAGGCAGUAUACAGGAUUCUCCUCACUCCUUAAAAAUAAAACAGGAACCUUUUCAGCUGUCUCCACCAUCCCCACUUCCGCCACUUCAUCAAGUGAGCAGUUUUAUGUCGGAUCUACAAAAUGGUUACAUGAUCAAUGCUUCGAAAGAUUUGGAAUCUUCCGUAUCUACUGGUAUCAACAAAAGUCUAACUACUCAUCAUCCGUCCUUGAGUCUUCAUCAUUCACACCAUAGCUUGCAUAGUCCGAAUUCGACGAUUUCAAUGCACUCUUCUACACCAUCCCAACAACAACAACAACAACAACAACAACAGCAACAGCAGCAACAACAGCAGCAACAACAACAGCAUCAUCAUCUGGAAGAUAAAGUGUCCUCCCCAAGUGGAGGACUUCAUAGUUCAACGACUAAUAGUAAUCCUUCGACACCCUCUGCACCAUCAACGCCUACUGCUGGUACAGAAAACAGUGCUGGAUCAAAUACAGCUACUAUAACGAAUAAUAAUAACAAUAGUAAUGGCAAUCCUGCUUCAACUACAGCCAGCAAGCCGCCUUUCAGUUAUGUUGCUCUGAUUGCCAUGGCGAUACAACACAGUGCACAAAAAAGGGCGACUCUUAGCGAAAUUUAUGCGUAUAUCACAGCCAAGUUUCCUUAUUUCGAGAAGAAUAAAAAGGGCUGGCAAAAUUCUAUUAGGCAUAAUUUAUCAUUGAACGAGUGUUUCGUCAAGGUACCACGUGAAGGUGGUGGCGAAAGGAAGGGCAACUUUUGGACUCUCGAUCCCCAAUACGAGGACAUGUUUGAAAAUGGUAACUACAGAAGACGCAGACGUAUGAAACGUCCAUACAGAAAUGCUCCUUAUCACAAAUCUAUCUUUGGCGAUCCUUUCUCGCCGACACAUGUCCAUCUUGGUCCUAGAAAUUUAUUCGCCCAUACACCAUCUUCCUAUGCACCUACUACUUACGCGCGAUACGAUACGAGUGCAUGGAGUCUUCAGCAACCACAAUUAUCCUAUAGUCAUUGCCAGUCGCUUCAACCACAGUUACAAUCGAUGCAAUCGAUGCAGAUACCGACGAUGAACGGUUAUAGUCAACUGAGUACUUCGUUAAGUGAGUCUCUGCUCUAUCCUCCGAACUUCAGUUCUUUGAGCUCGCGAGUUAUUAGACGACCGUGCAAAGCUUUUCAAGGCAAUUACCUGGAUGUUCCAGGUGGAACGACUGGAUCACCAGGAACUAUGAGCAGUGGAUCAUUUGGUAGCACCUUCACGGCAUGUGGUAGAAGACACGAAACCAGCAUGGCGACUGAAACGAUGCCAGCAAGGUGCUAUUGGCCAGAAAUGGUGAACGUGAAAGAGGAACCAGGUAGUACCACGGCAUCGACAUCAGCCGUCGGCGGUGUUCCACCGACCAUGAUGGGAACAACGGUGCCAUCGAGCGUUACCGCACCAGCUUUUCCCUCCGUCGAAUUUCAAACGCGAUCGAAGUGUUUCAUGUGAACUGUUUAAUCAAUCGAUUCGAUAUGAAAAAAAAAAAACAAAAAACAAAAAAGAAAAGAAAAAAAGAAAAGGAAAACCGAUUUUUUUUUUUUUUUACUUUUGGUACGUGAAUACGUGCCAAAUGGAUUCGAGAAUUUUUCUUUCUCUCUCUCUCUCUCUCUCUCUCUCUGUACCGUUCUUUUCUUCUCUUUUUUUCUUCGAAUAAUUUUUGUUAAAAGAUAUGACGUCUUUAAAUGGAAAGGGAAUGGAUGAAGGGUUGUGGGAUGGAUGAGGGUUAGAAGAAGAAAAAAAAAAAAUAGAAACAAAACGAAUUUAAAAUCGAAACGAAGAGAAUUCGUAUACGAUAUUUUCUAUUUCUGGAUGACUGGAAGCGAAAUAUUCUAGGAUUUUCAUCCGCGUUCCAUUUCGAGUCUUUUGAGAGAAGAUGACACCGACGAAGGACGAAGAGAAAACGAAUGAGUCUGGUAAGCAACGAAGGGGGCGAUGACGACGUGCAGGAUAUAUCGUCGCGAACCAUUGAAACGUUUCUCUGAGAGUCAUGUGAGAGAAUAAAAGUGAAAGAAAGAGAGAGAGAGAGAGAGAGAGAGAGAAAAGAAAAAAGCACGAAUGCUUAUCAAUUUGCACGGUAAACCUAUUCCUUUCCUUCCGUCAACGCGACGAUAUCUCUUCUCUCUUAUUUCUUUACCUAUUCGAAUAUUUAUUUAAAAAUAUCCGAGUAAAAAAAUAAAAAAAAAAAGAAGAAAAAAGAAAAAAAAAAGAAAGAACAGAA
Molecule: messenger RNA, 3286 nt
Organism: Vespa mandarinia (Asian giant hornet)
Lineage: Eukaryota; Metazoa; Arthropoda; Insecta; Hymenoptera; Vespidae
Biological process (GO): regulation of transcription by RNA polymerase II; anatomical structure morphogenesis; cell differentiation
Molecular function (GO): RNA polymerase II cis-regulatory region sequence-specific DNA binding; DNA-binding transcription factor activity, RNA polymerase II-specific
Source: RefSeq, a predicted model, not a curated record